Molecule: messenger RNA, 2597 nt
Organism: Rhipicephalus microplus (southern cattle tick)
Lineage: Eukaryota; Metazoa; Arthropoda; Arachnida; Ixodida; Ixodidae
Product: intraflagellar transport protein 74 homolog
Biological process (GO): cilium assembly; intraciliary transport involved in cilium assembly
Cellular component (GO): cilium; intraciliary transport particle B
Molecular function (GO): beta-tubulin binding
Source: RefSeq, a predicted model, not a curated record
CGCCGUGCUCCCGACCGGGUUGCAAAAAUUAGGUGCCUUUUCUCAUCUUCUAACCACUACCAGGAGUCCGAGGACGGGGCUAGGGUGGCUGGAAUGGCCGCCCUAACGGGGCACCACUGGGAGCUCUUGUCGGCGACAGGAGAUGGCGUAGGGCUAAUUCAGUCGGCCAGAGCCACGACCUCCUCUAUAUAGAGGAGGUCGGGGCCAGAGCUACGAGUCGGAGAUCGCGAGGGCACAACCGGUCGGCACGGAAUCCAGCGAGCGAGUGGAAGUGGUGUGUAGGUGUUCUGUGGUGGUACUACAUGAUUUUGGUAUAGUUACCAUGGCAACUGUUUACAAACUCAGACCUCCAUGUGUGCGCGAACGUUGCUCGAAUCACCUCCAAGGGAGCUCUUUCUACAGUUCCUGCGACGCUAGUGAAAUACUCUACAUUGCACGUCACCCGGCCCAUAACUUCGCGAUCUUCGUCCGAAACUCAGAAUGAUGGAUUCUCGACCAACAACGUCGUCAUCUAACAGACCUCAGUCUCCAAACAUACGGUCCUUCACCGCGGCCACACAGCGCAGCGGACUUCUUGGCGCAGUUAGUCGCCUAAGCGGGCGACCGGGCACCCGCGCAGGCCCUCCUACGGCAAUGCUUUCGCAAAUGAACAUUCCAGAGCGGCCUAUGACCCAGCAUGGCCUUGUGGCGCCUAAGACUGGUUUUAAAUCGUCACAGCGACAGAUUCAAGACAAAAGUUAUUUUAUCGGCUUGCUGAGAGCAAAAAUGACAGAACUGAGUGUGGAGACUAAUCACUUGCAACGAGAAAAUGAAUUACUUGCACAAGAGCAAGCUACUUACUCGUCAUAUGAAAAGAAAGCAGAAGCUUUAAGUGCUGAACUAAAGGAGCUGCAAGGUGAAAUGGCGGACUACAACUUGCUUGUCGACAAGUUGAACACGGAUGCAGACAUGGAAGAUGUCAAGGAAGAGUACAGAGAACUUAAGAGCCAGAAUGACCAGGAAGUGAACAGCGUAGAACUUCUGUUUGAGCAGCGGCAAGACCGUGAGCGCCAACUUCGCCAGCUUGAAGUGGAGAUCGAGCAGGAAAGGAACAUGGCUGAUAACAUAAUAGCAGCAAUGCAACCAGAGCUACGCCAUAGGUAUACAGAGCAAAAGGACAUUAAUCAAUCACUUGUUGACCAACUGGACAAACUACAACAGCAGCUUCAAGGUCUUCAGUUGCAGAAAACUGCCUUAGAAGACGAUAUUUCAUUGUCUCCGGUGAAACAGGAAGCAGUGAAGCUUUAUGAACGGCUGAGGGAACUGGGAGAGAAAAAAGCACUUUUGGAGGAAGAACAGAAGAAACGAGGGACUCCAGCCCAGGAACGGGAGCGACUGCUUGCUCAGGUCAAGGAAGACAACAGUGAACUAUCAAGCAUGGAGAGGCAGGCAUCUGAGGCACGCGAGCGCUUAGGAAAACUGCAGGAGGAACUCGCUCAGCUUGACCAAGAGUUAGAGGAGCACAAUGGAGAACGACAAGCCAAGUAUCAGGAACUCCGCAAGCGGGAAGAAACAAUGGAUGCUUUCCUUGAGAGCUUUGAAGAGGUCCGUCAAGAUGAACACAAGCGCCAGGAAAAGCUCCAGGGGGAAAUUGUGCAACUUCUUGAAAGCUGCUCACGCUCUUUACCUCACUUUUUGACUUUACCAAGCCAAGAAGAAAUGGCCGUACUCAAGGAUGACCUGAUAUUUAAGGAAACUGAAAUGGAGAAGUCUAAAAUGACACUAUCUGCUCUAGGGCUGGAGCAGAAAAAGCUGGCAGUGGAUUUGCAGAAGAUAGAGCAGCUAGAAAGCAAAGUUCAGCAGGAGCUGGACAGCCUCAGAAACAAGACGAAACGAAUGGAAGAAGAGAUGAUUGUGUUUGGUGACCUGGACAAACUGAGAAGCUCCUCAGAGCUAAUGAAGCAGGAGCUGCUUGCAGAGAAGGAAGCUUUGCAGAUAAAGAAGGGGCCAACUCGAAAGGUGGUUGAAGAACUGCAAGCUCAGUAUGACGAAGCAAGAGCCACGCUGAAUGAAGAAGAAGGCUACACACGCUUAGUCAACCUGGAACGCCGCUGGCAGCACCAUGAGCAGAAUAACUUUGCUGCACAAGAGUACAUUGAGGCGAAGCUGGCCGAAUACAACUACUACCCCAUCAGGCAGGAUGUACAGGCGCUGCUGGAAGCCUAUAAUGCUGCCUUGCAGGAAAGCCUUGCAAAGGCAUCCUAUGGCUGAACUGCCCAGCCUAUUAUUAAAGUGGCCCUGCAACACUUUUUGAGCAUGGUCAGAAAACGCUGCGGAUCGGAAGUAGAGGCUCCCUACAACACGCGAGCCAAAUAUUAUAGCACAGCACUCAGCCUUGAAUUCACAAUAAAUUAUCAAAUUCAGCUAAAAUUUGCUUUCUCUUCGCUCGAAAAAUCAAGCAAUAUGUCCAAAAAUCACACGUAGCAAGUUCAUCUAUUAGCCAUUGGCUGAUUUGAACAUAGCGCGCUCCCUCGUUACAGAGAUUUCUGCGAGGUCGCUACUUGUCCACGCGUGCGCGCGCAAUACAACUGUAAAAGCCACGCAUUCUAAGAAAAAAA